AUGACGGAGACUGAGCACAGCCAUGCUGAAGUCGAAAAGGAGGCACAUGCAACUACAUUCCCCCAUCUCACCCCUCCUCUUCAUAACCACUCCCCCAUCUCACCCCUUCUCUUCCUAACCCCUCCCCACCCCCUCUUCCUAACCCCUCCCCAAUCACGCCCCUUCCUAACCACUCCCCCAUCUCUUUCCAACCACUCCCAUAUCUCGCCCCUCCUCUUUCUGACCACUCCCCCAUCUCAUCCCUCUUCUUCCUAA
Messenger RNA from Nematostella vectensis (starlet sea anemone), 255 nucleotides. RefSeq lists its product as uncharacterized. The transcript is spliced from 4 exons. Lineage: Eukaryota; Metazoa; Cnidaria; Anthozoa; Actiniaria; Edwardsiidae. The record is from RefSeq and is a predicted model, not a curated record. The coding region runs from base 1 to 255 and encodes 84 amino acids.